Messenger RNA from Nasonia vitripennis (jewel wasp), 1737 nucleotides. RefSeq names its product peptidyl-prolyl cis-trans isomerase sig-7. Gene Ontology annotation, biological process: protein peptidyl-prolyl isomerization. Gene Ontology annotation, cellular component: nucleus. The transcript is spliced from 4 exons. NCBI's taxonomy places the organism in Eukaryota, Metazoa, Arthropoda, Insecta, Hymenoptera, Pteromalidae. Gene Ontology annotation, molecular function: peptidyl-prolyl cis-trans isomerase activity; RNA binding. Bases 142 to 1647 code for a protein of 501 amino acids. The record is from RefSeq and is a predicted model, not a curated record.
UUUCGCUGUUCUCCGCUAGAUGCGUCACAGGCGACUUCACAACACAACACAAUAUACCUGCGUUUAUUUCAACCAGCUAUGAUUAUAAUUAAGUGAUUUUUAUCGUUGUUGUGUACAAAAUAUUAAAUUAUUUAUCCUAUAAUGGCGGUGGUCAUAGAGACCACUGUCGGUGACAUUACAGUGGAUUUAUAUACUAACGAACGCCCUUUAGCAUGUCGGAACUUCUUGAAGCUAUGCAAAAUCAAAUACUACAAUUGGAAUUUGUUCUUCACUGUUCAAAGCAACUUUAUAGCUCAAACAGGAGAUCCUACAGGUACCGGCAAAGGUGGAGAAAGUAUUUAUGGUAUUGUAUUAGGUGAAAAGGCACGCUAUUUUGAAGCUGAACAAAUGCCAAAAAUUAAACACCACAAAGCAGGUUUACUAUCAAUGGUAAAUUGUGGUAACAAUAUGUUGGGAUCUCAGUUUUUUAUCACACUUGCUUCCGAUCUACAGUCUUUGGACGGAGAGCACUGUGUUUUUGGAGAAAUAGCAGAAGGUCUUGACGUUAUUUUGAAGUUUAAUGAAGCUAUUUGUGAUGGAGAUGCAAGACCAUAUCAAGAUAUUCGAAUAUCGCACACAGUUAUCUUGGAAGAUCCAUAUGAAGAUCCAAAAGGGCUUGAAGUACCGGACAGAAGUCCAGAACCAACAAAAGAAGCUUUAAUGAGUGAUCGUAUUGGUGCAGAUGAGGCAAUUGAUGAUACAGCAGGUAUGACAGCAGAAGAAAUUGCCGAAAUGCAGAAAGAGAAAGAAGCAAAAGCUAGAGCAACGAUUCUGGAAAUUGUUGGAGACAUUCCAGAUGCUGAAAUGGCACCACCCGAAAACGUUCUUUUUGUUUGUAAAUUGAACCCUGUAACAAGCGACGAUGAUUUGGAAGUUAUUUUCAGUAGAUUUGGAAAAAUCGUGGGUUGCGAAGUGAUCAGGGAUCGGCAGACCGGGGACUCUCUACAGUAUGCCUUCAUCGAGUUUGCUGAACGAAAGAGCUGCGAGGAAGCCUACUUUAAGAUGGACAACGUGUUGAUCGAUGAUCGUCGCAUUCAUGUCGACUUUUCGCAGUCGGUUGCAAAAAUGCGCUGGCGAGGUAAGGGCAAGGGAAUUAAAUAUUUCGACGAGGAGAACAAAGAGGAGAAGAAAGCCAACAAUGCAGGAAACAACAGACCUCGAGACGACAAGAGAAAUCGCGAGAGGAGACGAAGCCCAUUCGCAAGUCCCAAAAGAGAGAGGAAUAGGAGAAAAAGUCGGAGUCGAAGUAGAGAGAGGGUAAAGGAAAAGAAAGAGAAAAGCAGUGAGAGAAGUAGGGAAAGAGUCAAGGAAAGGAGAGAAAAAAGUAGAGAGAGAAGUAGAAGCAGGGAAAGGGUUAAGAGCAGAAGAGAAAGAAGUAGAAGCAAGGAACGGGUUAAAGAGAAGAGGGAAAGAAGCCGUGAGAGAAGCAGGGAAAGGAAAGCCAAAAGCAAGAGUAGAGACAGGGAUAAAAGGGAGAGGAAAGAACGGAAGGAAGAUCAUCGUGACUCGAGGACAAAAGAGGAUAGACGAAAGAAGAAGCACCACGAUAAAAGAGAUUCGUCAGAGGAGCGGAGCGAGAGGAAACGGCGUAAGCACAAGCAUAGGUGAUAAUAGCAUACGCCUAAUGAAAUUGUCUUGAUAAGUUUAUUAUUUACAAUAAUUAUAGAGUACAAAAUAAAAAAGUUUACAAUCUUACAA